AUGGAUAUCAUGAUGAAGCAUUAGCUCAAUUAAAAGAAUCAAACAAUGAAACAGGCAAAUAAAAAUGAUGUGGUGAUAUAUAAUUAAGUCAUGCCUGAGGUUGACUAUUGGCAAGGAAGAAAUAAUCAAUUCAUGCCCUCAUAGUCAUUAGAUUAAUCAUAACUUUUUAAUGAUUCUAAGUUUGUUGGAUACGAUCAAAAUAACAUCUAGAUAAAUACUGCUUAGUUUCAAACAGACACUGCUUCUGAUGGAGCAAAUGUGACACCAAAUAACAAUAUCCUACCCAGCAAUUCCAUACAAUUAAGUUUAGAAAAUUUCAAAUCCAGUUCAAAUCUUGUUUAAUUGCCGCCCUAAACUCUUCCUAACACAGAGAUUAUUUCUCAUUUGUAGCCUUAAUUUGAAGAGCCCUAGAUAAUUUUACCUCCUUUGUAAUUCAAUCACCAACUUAUAGCUUAGUAUGAGUAAGUAAUGCAACUUAUGCAUUAGGAAAUUCAGACAUUGCUUCAUAAAAACAAGGAUUUACAAGAAUAGGCGCAGAUCAAUGAAAGUAGAUAAAAUCUUACGGCAAGUGUUUAAGAGUAGAGCAACAUCCAAUAGUUUCAACAAAUGAUGAAAGAGAAAGAUGAUCUGAUUGAAACAUUAAGGUAAAGAGAGUAGGUAAUUAUGUCUCUGAGAGUCGAGCUUGAUAUAAUGAACCAAAGUAACUAAGAACUCUAAUAAAAUUAGAACUCAUAACAGUAAUAUCAAAAUCUUAGUGAGCAGCAAUUGAAAAAUAGAAAUGAUUAACUUUUAGAUAAAGUACGGAAGCUUGAGAAAUAGAAUAGAGAUUAUGAACAAUAAAACUUUGAGUUAGAGUAAAUGACCAGGCAACUUUAAAGAGAUUUAAAAAACUAAAGCAUUAUCAAUGACUAGAUGAGAUAAGAAACUUAGGAUAUUAACAUUAAAAGAGAAUAAGGAGAUUUACUGGUACAAGAGGUUAAGAAUAAGUUAUGUUAGAAUCUUAUACAAACAAGGCAGCUGCAAAGCGUGAUCGAUAACUAGAUAAUUGAAUUAACUAACUUGCAGAAUAUUAGAGGUCAAUAGGAAAAAUUCCUAGAGUAAGCGAAUCAUGACAUUGAACAGCUAAGAGACUAAUUAAAUGAAUCAGAGGGAAUUAAAUUAGGUCAAUUUUAGAUAAUGGAAAGAAAGGAAAGAGAAAUUUAAAAUCUGAGAGCAAUGGUAAGACGGUUCCUUGCAUUGAUAGAAACUCACAGAGAAGAGUUCGGAGAACUUUAAGAUGUUAACUAUGAUUUACUAUUCAAAGAUGUCUCUAACAGUAAUAUCUCAUUCCAGCUACCUCCAUCAUAGUAUCAUCAUCUAUAAAGCUCAGCUCAUAAGCAUGUGAAAUUUGAGGGAUCUGUAGGUCCUGCUUAUAAAUCCAAGCCACAGAAGUAGUCCACUGAAAAUGAAGACUAUUAUGGAAUGGUAGAAAAGCUGACAUAAUAUGUGAGAGAGAAAUCAUAAGCAGGAACAUCAAAUCAAUCAUUUGCUUAAUCUUAAGGAAGAUAGCGAAGCCCAAAUAGAUCUUAUAAUGAAGCAGAUUACACAAUGCCUAAGUCAAUUUUGAAAAAUUAAAAUCAGAGCAUGUAGAGUGAGCCUUAAGCUUCGCCUUAGAUAUCUUGGGUUAGUAGUACAGUUAACAGCGGACAGACCAAUCACAAUUAAUCUUAGUAACAGCUUUAAAAGCCUAGGGGGAAAAGUCCAGAUAGAAAGCCAAAUGUUGAGGGACUUAAGGCAACAUUAGCCUCUCUAAUAGAAGAGAAGAAUAACCUUGAAAAGUAACUCAGAGCUGGAGACAAUAGAAAACCAUAAGAUGACCUGAAAUUUGAAAUUGAUUUAGCAGCAAAUAAUAUCAAGAGGAUUCAAGAAAAAAUUCAGGCUGCUUCAUAGUGA
Stylonychia lemnae is the source of this 1932-nucleotide messenger RNA. NCBI's taxonomy places the organism in Eukaryota, Ciliophora, Spirotrichea, Sporadotrichida, Oxytrichidae. The record is from the annotation of a GenBank genome assembly.